AUGUCCAGCCAAUCAGUUCACGGAUAUGCAAAUGACCUCGAGCACUGCAUCGUCCCUGCCCAGCCGGUGACGUCAUCCGCACAUCUCUCUGUCUGGCUCCGCAAGGACUCAGAGCNGGGAGAUGCACUGGACGACCAGAGAGCUCUGCAGAUCGCCCUCGAUCAGCUCUCCCUGCUCGGCUUGGACAACGACGAGAAUCCCCCGUACGACAACCAGGAGCCCCGGAAAAAGAGCGUCAACAUGACCGAAUGCGUCCCAGUUCCUAGCUCUGAGCACGUGGCUGAGAUUGUUGGCAGACAGGGUUGCAAGAUCAAAGCACUGCGAGCAAAGACCAACACCUACAUCAAGACCCCAGUUCGAGGCGAGGAGCCUGUUUUUGUGGUAACAGGCAGGAGGGAAGACGUGGCUAUGGCCAGGAGGGAGAUCAUCUCUGCUGCUGAACACUUCUCCAUGAUCCGAGCCUCCAGAAACAAAAAUACUGGUCUGAAUGGGAGCAGCACCCCAGUCCCUGGACCACCCAAUCUGCCUGGACAGACCACCAUCCAGGUGCGGGUGCCUUAUCGUGUGGUGGGGCUGGUUGUAGGCCCAAAAGGUGCCACCAUCAAGCGCAUCCAGCAGCAGACCCACACCUACAUUGUGACACCCAGCCGAGACAAGGAGCCGGUGUUUGAGGUGACGGGGAUGCCGGAGAAUGUGGACCGAGCACGUGAAGAAAUCGAAGCCCACAUCGCCAUGAGGACGGGAGGCCUAAUUGAGCUCCAGGAUGAAAAUGACUUCCAUGCCAAUGGGACUGAUGUGGGUUUUGAUCUGCACGGACACGCCACCCUAUGGUCCAAGCCAAACGCCGGGAUGACCCCCACCUCAGUGCGUAAACCCUUCUCCAACUACCGCAACAACUCGUCCUCCUCCCUGGGCAGCGGCUCCACGGAUUCCUACUUUGGUAACAGCAGCUCACGUAUGGCAGACUACAGCCCUCCCAGCCCCACACUCAGUUAUGCCACAACCAACAAUAACGGCAACAACAAUAACAACAACAUCAAUGUCAACACCAACGGCAACGGGUUUGUUUAUGGAAGUGAGUUGAUCUCACCUGACUGCACUGAACUGACUUUUGACUCCGUGUCAGGGUUUGACCCUACGCUAACCCCACCAGGCCUCCUGUGGUCCCAGUACGAUAGUCGCAUGACCCCCUCCUCCACUGGAGGCAGCUCCCCCACCUUGACCUCAGCCAUAUUCCCCACCAACACCUCCACUAAUGCCAAUGUGAUAGUGGUUAGUCAGAAAAGGUUGAAUGGUUGUACCCCACAGUCCAGACUGUCGCCUCCCCUCCACAGCCACACGGGAGGAUCCAGUGAGCACCCGUUAGCCCGGAGGGUGCGCAGCGACCCAGGCGGAGGCCCGCUCAGUUUCCCUGGCUAUUCCAGCAUUAUUGCCUCCCUGCAGGGCCCUCACCUCCCUGGGGUUCCAUGCGAUUCCUCUGCCUCGUCAUCGUCGUCGUCCUCUUCCUCCUCCUCCUCCUCCACUUCCUCUGGCACUAGCCGAAAAGGCAGUCGCGACUGCUCGGUGUGCUUUGAGAGUGAGGUCAUUGCGGCCCUGGUCCCCUGUGGACACAACCUCUUCUGUAUGGAAUGUGCCAAUCGUAUCUGUGAGAGGAGUGAACCCAAAUGCCCUGUCUGCCACACUGGCGUUACUCAGGCUAUACGUAUAUUUUCAUAAAAAGUGAAACUCUGUGACUGUCUCUUUAUUGAGACAGUCUACAAUAGCAACAAACAGACUCCUCAUACUGCUUUAAUGAAAUCACCCAAUCAUCAGUUUGGAAAUGUACAUAGAUAUAUAUGUGUAUGUGAGAGGCUGUAGUAUCCAGAAGAAGGGACAGGCACCCUUUUUGGGCUCCGUCAUAGUUUUUGCUAAAGAUACUGUAGCUUGGGGAAAUAUUUUCUGCAUCUAAGUGCAUGUUUUAAAUGUUACAGCAUAGUAAUCAAUAGUUCUAGUAAAUUGUACCCUAUAUUUAUGAAGUGAAGAGGCACAGUGGGGUCAAGACGGAGAUGCGUGGGUCAAACUGUAGACUGUUAGCUGGCUGAGCCCCCCAGUUUUGCUGAUCAAAUGUAGUAAGGAGAGGCCAUGGCUAGGAAACAUGGAAGGCCUCUAGCCAAACAGGACUUUUGACUUAGCAAGAUACUGCAGCUUAAGGUCAGAAACCAUGCAAGGGACGGAAACAACAUAUCCUACAUAUAUAUGAAUAGAAUCAAUUUCCACAAGUUGAGUUUUAAAUGACAUUAAUACAGAUUGAAGUAUUUUAUUCGUUUUUUGACUUGAAAGAUUAUAUUUCUUAUUGCAAAGAUGUUUACAGAUAUUUUAAUUUAAGUUCAGUGAACUUUUUGUAGCUGGGUUGAAAUAUUGUUUAUUUUUUAGUAUGGCCUUAUGGCAUUGAUCACUGUAUUAUUUUAAUAUCCCAUGACUGUAGGAGAAAACCCACAUCCACAAAAUGUGUAUUGCAUUUGACAAUAUUCUGUUGGUAUGGAGUUUUCAUAGGUUCAGCAAAAAAAAUGUGUUUCACAUCUGCGUCACCCAGAAUAUUUUUUAUUCAGUAAUAUAAAGCCUAUUUUAUUCUAUAUUAAUAUGAAACAUUGAAAUGUACAAAACUUAGUAAGUUGAACACAAAGAAACCGUUUAUGCUUUCUAAAAUUUGUAUGAAUUAGAUUCCAGUGGGAAUUACAGGCUUCUGUUGCACCACUAUAGUUUUCGUAUUUCUAUUUUAAUACAUUUGUUUACCACUUGUUUAUGUAUAUGAAGGUAAAGUUACUUGAGGGUAAAUGUACUUUAUUGAGCAAAGUUUAAGAACAAAGUAUAUAUUUUAUUUUAUGAUAAAGGGCCUUUAACCUCAUGGUCAAAUACUAAUAUUAUAUUUGCUGAGACAAGAUUUGAAAAUGUAUCAAGAGUUUUAUUUUUCUGACAUUUAAAGUUAUACAUGAUAAAAAGUAAAUCUUAAGUAAUGGUGCUACAUCAUGUUUUUUUAAGUAUUUCUAUACAAGUCCAAUAAAAAAAUGGUACAUUUACAUGGUGUGUGCCUGUGGUGUUCUUCCUGAACUGCUGUGUUUUGUUGUGCUGGUAUUGAGAGCACACAGAGGUGAGCAGGGAGGCUGUGGAGGAUUGUGAAAGUGAACACUUUUCUAAACAUCUGACCCUCUCUGCUUCCUAAUAGAAGCUCGGAGGCGGCAGGAUUAUCACAGUGGCCUAAUUAUUGAGUGUAGGCUGUGCCAGUCAGACAGAGGGGGACUUGGCCUGCCUUAUCACUAAUUAGUAGUGCUGUUGACCUAUCCUUAUACAGCCUGCUACAAAGACCAUAAUCUGGUUCUUCUGGGAAGUGAUGGGUUUGGGUUUUGGUCAAACAAGAGGAGACAUUUUAACAUGUAACCUCUGGCCCUGGGAAUGUGUCAUGUUUAGUGACUUCAUUUUAUAAAGCAAAUAAUGAGUGAAGAAUGUAAAAGGACAUAGAGAAGGACUAAAUUACAGAGCACAAGUUAAAGGGGUUGAUUGAAUCUCAUUUCACCUGGAGUUGUACCUUGUAUAAUUACAUGUAACAAAUAAAUGAUGAUUGAUUGAAUUUGUUUAAUUGCAAUAUCAAGUUUCAGAGAUUUAGUUAAGAAAACUGCAUUUCAGAGAUACAACAUUUUUGUGAGGGAAAACAAGCAGGGGCCCCUGAAUUUCUGUGUGGAAAUGUCUUUGUGUUAAUUUGACAAAUUGGUGGCUGCGACUCAGGAAGUAAAGUGGGUCAUCCGCCAGUCAGAAGAUGAUGGUUUGAUCCCUGGCUCCUCCUGUCCUUAUGUUGAAGCAUCCUUGGGCAAGACACUGAAGCCAAAUUGCUCCCGAUGGCUGUUCCAUUGGAGUGUGAGCGCAUAUAAAUUUAGUAGCAGGUGGCACCUCGAAUGGUUACCUCUGCCACAAGUGUGUGAUUGUGACAUAUAGUGUCAAAGUGUUUUGAGUGGUUGGAAGACUGGAAAGGUGCUAUACACAUGCAGCACCAUUAACAGUUUAAUUACACAUUGGUUUUGUAACAUGCACCACUCAAAAAACUAUUUCAAAAUGGCGAUGGGAACUUCUUUUCCAUUAAUUAAUUAUUCACUGUUAGAAAAUUUGAAAGAUUUCCAUAGUAAUAAUAAUAAUCUUUUAUUUACAAUAGCAUAACACAUAAGAAAAGAACAGCAAAUCCUACAGUUUAGAAGCUGGGUCAAGGGAAUGGCUUUCUGGUUAAAAUACAGUAGUUGCAGAUUAUUGUUGAUCAGCUGACUGAUUAAUGGACUAAUUGUUUCUGUUCUCAUUACACACUAACUUAUGAGCCAAUGGGCCUUUGGGCUCAGACAUGCAGGAGGCCUCACCUCUCCAACAUGGGAGCAAGACACACAGACUUUAUAGUUGUUGUUUUGCAUUUCUUUGUAAUUGUUAGACAUCUCUUUGUGGUUUUGUGUCUCUCUUUAGUUACUUUGCAUCUCUUUGUCGUAACGUUGUGUCUCUCCGUGGACAUUUUAGUCUCUGUGGUCAUUUUGUGUUUCUUUGUGGUAAUUUUGAGUCCCUUGGUAGGUGUUUUUUGCGUCUCUGUGAUUGUUUUGGCCCUCUGAUUAGUCGCCAUUAGUCUCCUAAUGUUUCUUUGCAGCUGUUUUGCAUCUCUUGUAGUUGUAUCUCUUUGUGGUCAAUUUGACCCUUCCUGGUGGGUAGGUGUUUCUCUUUGAGUGACUUCUUGCAGAUGAAGGCCGGGGGGGCCCUGACACUUUGGGCCCCUUGGCCCAGCUCAGUAAUCCAUCCAUGGUGGCAGGGUGCAAAUACCAGUCAGUGUCUGUGACUUUGGACCCUAAAUUCUGGUACAAGUAACUCAACAUACCAACACUCACACACCAAUGCUGAAUGGGCGAACAAUAUCAGGCGAGUAUACUGCGAAAGGAGGUUAAUGGGUUGGUGCGGUGAGUCUGAUGUUGGAGUGUUAAAUGUCACAAAGGUGGAUCUCCUUUAACCUGGUUAGAUCUCAAUGGUAACUUGCGCUGCAUACUUAACCUGCUCUGGAGGAGAUUAUGUUCUCAGUUUUGGAAGAAAUGUGGCUGUAAAAAAGCCCCUUUCACAAGACCGCUCCUUUGGAAAUUGGGUCACCAUUCAAAAUCUUGAGAGGUUCUGUCAGAGUGUGAUUAGAGACCCAAUAGAUCUGUUGGCUUUUCCUGACUAUAUUCUCUGUGGGUGAUAUAGAUUUUCAGCUGUAUAUGCAAACUUGUUGAGACAUAACAUUAGACAAGUUACAUGAAUAAUGCCACUGAACGAGGCCAUGCAAUUACUGUAGCAAAAACUGUAUGCAUUUUUUUUAUGUUAACUCAGUUGAGGCAGAGAAUGUGAGUAGGAAAAAUUUUUUUCCACUUGUGUGUUUGGUGUUGCUCUCAAAUGCUGUUAUUGACAAAUAAAAGCAUCAGUAAAAUUCAUUUCAAUUUUAUUUGGCUAUAAAGUAAAGGGAUUUCCAUGUCUACUUCAUAAUGGGACAGUGUCAGUACACGUAAAUGUAGUAUAACAUUUAAAUCCGCUGCAUGGAGUUUGAAGUGUAAGAGCUGUAGAAUGUGCAGCUGUCACCUUAGAAAUAAAUGGUAGGCAUUGUGAGUGCAUUGAGUGGAAAAAUAAAUAUGUGUCAUAAUCAUGUAAUUUUCUGCCAGCAUUCCUCUACUGCCUUAUUUGCAGCUACAUUGUUGCUUUUUAGUGUAAUAUAUAUAUAUAUUUAAAUAUUCUGUAUAGCUAUUCAUUCUAAUAAUGGGCUUCUCUGAAGUAGGUGGCAUGCAAGUGGAUUGUGUGUGGUCGCAGAGUCGAACGACACGCCAAACGCCCUCUUUAAUGAGAAUGUGUACAAAGCCCGAUGAAGAAAACCUGGUUGACAAAGAAAGUUAAUAACCACUGUCAUGGUACCCGUUGUCUCUGAUUGGGAUUUUAGAUUUUAUUGGGACAACUAAGGCAAAGAAUGACUGGCUAUGGUGAACUUGCUUCGUAGUACACCCCUCAGGUCUGGUAUAUGAGCAGCAAUGGAUCAUUGACUGACCUUAAGAUUUAAUGAGGGAAGCGACUUUUGAUGAAAGACAGUGGGCUUUUAACCAACAAACAUUUUAAGACUUAUAAAAUCCAACAGUCAACUGACAGUGGCUCAGCCUUUCUGGUAUCCAGGAGCUGAUGUGUUUUGUCCUAUGAAUGUGUAAAUGUGAUUGUAAGUACCUUAAGCAAAGAAUGUCCAGUAAGCACAGAGCUCUUGGAAAUGCAAUAAAAAGAAGCAAUGCUGUGUUUUGGUAUUCCAGCUAACUUUAACCCCCUGAACUAUGGGUAAAUCGGUAUUGUCUCAGCAGGGGAUAUUUUGUCUGCCAAUAAUGAGAGGGGUACAUAUUUUUAUAAUUUCAUUUAAUAUUCCA
Messenger RNA from Epinephelus moara (kelp grouper), 6422 nucleotides. It is a transcript of the gene mex3b, whose product is annotated as mex-3 RNA binding family member B. Gene Ontology annotation, molecular function: RNA binding. The coding region runs from base 1 to 1716 and encodes 571 amino acids. The transcript is spliced from 3 exons. The record is from RefSeq and is a predicted model, not a curated record. NCBI's taxonomy places the organism in Eukaryota, Metazoa, Chordata, Actinopteri, Perciformes, Serranidae.